Molecule: messenger RNA, 679 nt
Organism: Leucoraja erinaceus (little skate)
Lineage: Eukaryota; Metazoa; Chordata; Chondrichthyes; Rajiformes; Rajidae
Gene: mrpl54
Product: mitochondrial ribosomal protein L54
Exons: 3
Coding region: 54-449 (131 amino acids)
Cellular component (GO): mitochondrial large ribosomal subunit
Molecular function (GO): structural constituent of ribosome
Source: RefSeq, a predicted model, not a curated record
GCGGUGACGCAGGGGGGGCGACGCGGUGACGCAGGGGGUGAGAGGGCAGGGUAAUGGCGGCCGGGACCAGGGCGCUUGGACGAGGCGCCUUCAGCCGCUCCUCGCUGCUCCUCCUCCGGGGAGAUCCGCCGCCCGCCCGCGGCUACGCCAAGAAAGCAGCUGUUAAAGGAAAAGGUAAGGUUGGAGUGAAGGAGGCUUUGCAAGGUCCUGAGGUUUGUAAAGAUCCCGUCAUUCUGACCACACAUGCUGUGGGAGUGAACAUCUACAAGCAAGGCACAGACCCAAAGCUACUGCCCGACACUGAAUACCCUGAAUGGUUGUUUUCUUUGAACCUCGGAACUCCAAAGAACCUGGAUGAACUGGACCCAGAAUCCAGGGAAUACUUGAAAAGAUUAAGAAAAGAACACAUGUGGCAACACAACAAAGAGCACAGAGGAAAGAAAUUCUAACAAGUUUGGGACAUAAGCUGCAGAUAUCCAUUUCACAAAAAUGAAGAAUAUCUUUAGAGGAGAACAUUUGAGCACUAAGUCUUCCAGACAGUCAUGAGAUGAGGAGGAUGUGUGAAGUAGCUCACCUCAAGAUUCACAGCUGUUCACAGUACGAGCCAGACAGAGAAGGUGUGAUUAACACUGGCAUUGCCUAUUAAUAAUGAAAAAUAAAGAGCAGUAUUUUUAUGAAA